Saccoglossus kowalevskii is the source of this 1288-nucleotide messenger RNA. Its product is annotated as replication factor C subunit 2-like. The record is from RefSeq and is a predicted model, not a curated record. Gene Ontology annotation, cellular component: DNA replication factor C complex; nucleus. Gene Ontology annotation, biological process: DNA-templated DNA replication; DNA repair. Gene Ontology annotation, molecular function: DNA binding; ATP binding; ATP hydrolysis activity. NCBI's taxonomy places the organism in Eukaryota, Metazoa, Hemichordata, Enteropneusta, Harrimaniidae.
AUUCUUUAUGUACAGGGUUGAAAAAUACAGACCACAGGUGCUAUCAGAAGUUGUUGGAAAUGAAGACACUGUUAGUAGGCUAGCUGUCUUUGCUAAGGAAGGAAAUGUACCUAAUAUCAUCAUUGCUGGUCCACCAGGAAUUGGCAAAACUACCAGUAUUCUAUGUUUGGCUAGAUGUUUACUUGGAACUGCUUUCAAAGAUGCCGUGUUGGAACUAAAUGCAUCCAAUGACAGAGGCAUUGAUGUUGUAAGAAAUAAAAUCAAGAUGUUUGCCCAACAGAAAGUAACACUACCCAAAGGAAGACACAAAAUUAUCAUCCUUGAUGAGGCAGAUAGUAUGACAGAUGGUGCACAGCAAGCUUUGAGGCGAACUAUGGAAAUUUAUUCAAAAACAACUAGGUUUGCCUUGGCUUGCAACACUUCAGAUAAAAUUAUAGAACCUAUCCAAUCUCGGUGUGCUGUGUUACGGUAUUCCAAAUUAAGUGAUGCCCAAGUAUUGAAAAGAUUGCUGGAAAUAUCUGAGAGAGAAAAUGUGACUUAUAACGAUAGCGGACUAGAAGCAAUUAUAUUCACUUCGCAAGGCGACAUGCGACAGGCUCUCAACAAUUUACAAUCAACGUGGCAAGGUUUUGGUGAUGUCACUGGUGAAAAUGUAUUCAAGGUUUGUGAUGAACCACACCCACUGGUGAUCAAGAACAUGCUGGAGUACUGUGUUGACUCUAACAUAGAUGAAGCUUAUCGAUUAAUGAGGCAUCUAUGGAUGAUGGGAUACUCGGCUGAAGAUAUCAUUAACAACAUGUUUAGAGUCUGUAAGACGGCACAGAUACAAGAAUAUCUCAAGUUAGAAUAUAUUAAGGAGAUCGGUUACACUCAUCUUCGAAUAGCAGAGGGUGUACAGACGCUGUUGCAAAUGGCUGGACUGUUAGCAAGAUUGUGUCAGAAAUCUCUUCCUUCGUAAAAACACUCCUGGUUGUAUACGAUGUUACCAUCUAUAAAACAUGUUUAACUGCUGAAAUCCACAUUUUAGUAUGGAGUAUUUUUCCCCCAAAAUGCCAAAACCAGCAUAAUAUUGUCAUUUCAACUUCCCAAGUAAUAGUUAUUUAAAUCUCUGGCACAGGUGCCUCUUAAAUCAUGUGUUAAAUACAUAAUUUGGUUACAAAUGGCCACUGAAAUCUCGUUGAGAGUGAGAGAGCCACACAUCUCAUGGAGAUCUAACAAUGUAUAAGAUCUUGGCCACUAUUUUCGUCUAUCAAUGUUAUGUAAAAACAAAUAAAAUUCAUUCUCAUCA